ACGGACUGGGUUGCACCCACUGGCGAAAACAACAUGUGUUCUGUUAUUUGCCAGAUACAUUCUCACAGUGAAAUUAAAAUAACAACUUAAAGCUUUGACUCGACAAUAGCAUCAGUUACAUAGUUUCAACUAAAGUAAGCUAAGUUAUAACAUUGUUUUUAGGAAGUAUUCAUCAUGAACCGAAGAUGGUGCCAAUAAUUUAAUCCUCAUGUUUGGUCCAGUGCUGUGUAGAUUACCAGGAGGCAUCAAGACGCGCAUCCUCCGGCCAGUAGCCAGUGUUUUCACCAGCACCUCCAGAAUGGCCAAGAGCAAGUUUGAGUAUGUCCGUAACUUUGAGACAGACGACACCUGUCUGAAAAACUGUUACAUCGUGGUGCGUUUGGAUGGAAGGAACUUCCACAAGUUUGCAGAGCAGCACAACUUCAUGAAGCCCAACGACGACAGAGCUCUGGGCCUGAUGACGUGCAGCGCCAGGUCUGUCAUGGAGGACCUGGAUGACAUCAUCAUAUCGUACGGACAAAGUGACGAGUUCAGCUUCGUCUUCAAGAGGACCUCCAACUGGUUUAAGAGGAGAGCCAGUAAGCUGAUGACCCAUGUAGCGUCCCAGUUCUCCUCUUCCUAUGUGUUCUACUGGAAGGACUACUUCGGAGACCAGCCCCUCCUACCCCCGGGGUUUGACGGACGGGUGGUUCUGUAUCCUAGCAACCGCAACCUCCGGGACUACCUCAGCUGGAGGCAGGCUGAUUGUCACGUCAACAACCUGUAUAACACAGUGUUUUGGACGUUGGUGCAGAAAGGCAGACUCACCACUACACAGGCAGAGGACAGACUAAAGGGAACGUUGGCAGCAGAUAAGAAUGAGAUCAUGUUUUCUGAGUUUGAUAUCAAUUACAACAAGGAGCCUCUGGUCCACAGGAAAGGAACCACCCUCAUCUGGGAGAAGCUGGAAGAAACAGUGACCAAGAGUGUGAAGCUCCCUAACGAGGCGGGGGAGGAGGUGCUAGUGACACGCACCAGGAGGCGUGUCAGUGCCCACCACUGUGACGUCAUAGGGAACCAGUUCUGGGAGGAACACCCCAACAUUCUACAAGACGACAACUGCUGAGCUGACGGGGAACAGAGCUUUUCCUGUCGGAGAAAAACCAGCAGACACCAGCCCUUCGUGGAUAACGUUGAACAUGGACAGAGUCUAGGGGGAGUUCUUCAUACUCCCAAAUGCUUGUGCUGUGGGAUGGAGAGGGUUGAGAGCUCUCACUCUGCAUGGACAGAUACUGUUAAUAACCAACUCUUGAUUGGAACAAACUGUCUACGGUGGCUGCUGUCUACGGUGGCUGUAAAACAAGAGGUCUUUCAUAACUCCACACCAUCAUUCUCUUUGCUCAUGUACUGUAUACAAAUAUUUUACUGUGAUUAAAUAUGACUGCUCUUUUUA
This is a messenger RNA of Oncorhynchus gorbuscha (pink salmon), 1432 nucleotides long. RefSeq names its product tRNA-histidine guanylyltransferase 1-like (gene thg1l). Gene Ontology annotation, molecular function: magnesium ion binding; tRNA guanylyltransferase activity. Gene Ontology annotation, biological process: tRNA modification. The record is from RefSeq and is a predicted model, not a curated record. Lineage: Eukaryota; Metazoa; Chordata; Actinopteri; Salmoniformes; Salmonidae.